Molecule: messenger RNA, 1079 nt
Organism: Linum trigynum
Lineage: Eukaryota; Viridiplantae; Streptophyta; Magnoliopsida; Malpighiales; Linaceae
Source: the annotation of a GenBank genome assembly
GCGUACUAAUCCAAUCCCUAAAUCACACACCUAGAUCCGUGCUCUUUCAGUGAUAUCAGAGCCUGGCUGGUAUGCCGAUUUUCUGAAGAAGUACUGUAAUCCGAAGAUGACAAGCCCUACGGACAAACAACAACCGCCGCGCCACAACAAGGAGAUCGUGACGAUCAAGGAUGUGACAACAAGCAAAUAUGACGCGAUGGCGUCGUCCUUGGAAAGCCUGACGGAGGUUACUGUGAGGGCCGCGGAGGCCUCAAGAGGCUCGAUUGGUGCAAUUGAAGCCAUGGGUGACCAGAUCAAGGCAUCCAUCGAGGAGAUGAGCAAGAGCGUGGCUGAAAACAUCUGCGGAGCCCUGACAACAACGAUGAAGGAGGUGCUAACCCAGGUUCUCAAGAACCGUGAGCAACCAGCAACCGCAGCCCUGGCGGUGACGGCGGCGGAGAAGCUGGCCGGUCGUGGUGGAGGCGACAUGGCGGCGACGAGCAAGGAGAAGCCGCCGAGCGGCGGCGCGGGAGCUGGAGUGGCCACGAAGGUGGUGAUUCCGGAGGUGGCGGCGGCGAAGGAGACACUGCCGAGCGCAGGUGGCGAAGCAGGGACGGUGCGGGUCUCGACCGCGAAGGUAAGCGCGCCAGAGCCGGUGUUCAGCGGCCCAAGCUUACUGCCGACACCAACGAACCAGGCCCACGACAAAGCCCGUGGGAAGCAGAAGAUGGUGGGGUACGAAGGAGAGCCGUGGCCGACUAGGCCCGACGGAGAGGACCCAUGGCCGAUUGGGCCCGGGGAGGAGGAUGAGCUUAGCUUCGCGGACCAGGAAAGAUGGAUGGACCCAGCCCCAGAGGAAGCGAGAUUGGGCUGGGUAUCAGACCCCAAGUCGGGUCAAACUGGACCGACCACCGAGUGGCCUACCGGUCGGACCAGAAUCGAUUGAAUCGGGCCAAACCGUGCCGGGCCGGGUCACCAACCAACGGACGACAGCUGGGGCGCACCGGGCAGGUGCUUCGAAAAGGGGCCGGAGUGUGGGUAUUCCUCAUAGAGUACACCGCGAGCAGGGGGAGGGCAAUGCCGAGGCUGUCGGUAAAUUG